Messenger RNA from Gryllus bimaculatus (two-spotted cricket), 1522 nucleotides. NCBI's taxonomy places the organism in Eukaryota, Metazoa, Arthropoda, Insecta, Orthoptera, Gryllidae. The record is from the annotation of a GenBank genome assembly.
CGUGCGGCGGCCGACGGACGAGCAGUGCGCGGAGGAGGAAGGCGGAGGCGGCGUGCGGUAGCCGGCAAGCGGCGGUGGCGCCGCGCGGCAGUAGGGCGGGUGACGCGGCGCUGCACGGACGGACAGACGGAGCCUCGCGGAGCCAAUGGCUACUCGAGGGGGCGGCAUGGCGACGGAGCGAGCGCGCGCCUUCUGGCUGGCGCGCGACCGCCUGCCCGAGGACGGAGACGCGAAGGCGGUUGCGGGGGCGGAGGCGGAGGUGAAUGGAGGCGGCGUGCACUCCUCCACGCUGGGGCGGCAGGUCAACGGCUGUGAGCGACCGGCGCCCUGGGAUGCACACGCGUGGGCGGGACUUUACUGCACGCUGCGCGACAAGCGCCGGGGCCGGUCGCGGACGCCUGGAGGGUCGGGGUCGACACCGCCCGCAGUGGUGCACCGCCCGCCCCCGCGCAGCCUCACGCCCUCCAGCCUCACCUCCUCCAGCGGCCGCACCACACCCACGCUCUCCCCGUCGCACGGCCCGUUGUUCCGCAUGGCGUCGAGAACGACAUCGGAAGAGGUGCUAUCAGUCUGUUCCGAUUCCAGCCGCACUUCCGUGUCCCAUUCCUCGCACAGAUUUCGGACUACGUGCUGGAUGGAACCUCGACCCGUACCCGUUCACUAUUCAAGCACGGUGUACAUGAAAGUGGGUUCGACGAAGAAGCGAUAUGUCGAAGAAGUCACCUUCCAGACCCGCCUAGUUCCUAGAAGAUUCUCUGAAAGCAUGACAACGGCCACAACUAUACCUUCUAGACGCUUUACUUCGGUCCUAGAAAUUCAGUGUCUGGCGCCUGCUGUCCAUGUUAUUAAUUUAGAUGACCAUCAGUUAAAUGGCUUAAAUGGUAUGGCAGAUGAACAUGAAGCAUGACUUUGUGAUAAAUAUAAAUUGUUUCAUUAAACUGUGCAUUGUCAGUUUUCAAUCCCGAAUAUACUGAAUUUGUGACAGACAAAGGUAACCUGCAACGCCAAUCUAGUCAUUUUGAUAAAUUGUAAUAAAAUGCAGAAUUGGUCCAGUAGUUUAUACUGUUAAGUAUUGAGCAUUAGCUUGCGAUUUAAAUUGGGUUCAGAACAUAGCAAUGACAGUACUUGUGUAUUGCGAUGAUAGCUUAAACGAUUAAGCUCAACUUGACAGUGCUUUUGCAGUGUAUAAAAAUAUGAAUUUCCAUAAGCGAUAACGAUUUGCUUUCAUGUUGACAUGAACAAAAUAUAAUUUUGUGAAGAAAAUGUAUCCUAAUAAAAUAACAAAAAUGUGAGUGGCUGAUUAUGGUCAGAAAGUUGUUACUAUGCGUUUAUUAUAUUGCAUUUAGAUUUAGGAACUUCAGUAUGUAUAUUAAUUACCUGUAUAACUUUUAUACAAUUAUGCAACACCUUAAUGAAAUUGCCAUGUAAAAUUUUUCUGAGUAAAACAAAUAAUGAUAAUUUUACACAAUUUGUGUUCAUUCCUCCCUGACAUUGAUUAAUUCUUGAUUUCUUAAAAUUAUGC